Hydra vulgaris (swiftwater hydra) is the source of this 681-nucleotide messenger RNA. RefSeq lists its product as uncharacterized. The record is from RefSeq and is a predicted model, not a curated record. NCBI's taxonomy places the organism in Eukaryota, Metazoa, Cnidaria, Hydrozoa, Anthoathecata, Hydridae.
UGAGUUAAAACGCAAAGUUCUCUUAAAUAAGGAAGUUUUUAAAAAUAUGAUUCGUAAGUUAUGCAUUGCAUGCGGUAAAAAGGUAAUUGUGAGAUUAAAGUUUUGUACAUGUGGACAUGUUUUCGCGGAAACAUUAUUAGUUGGUCAAACGAAAAAUCGUCUUCGAGGUAGUGAAAAAAGAGCAAGGUUGGUUAAAGAUAUUCCCGGAAACACUUCACGAACUUUGAAAAGCAAGGUGCGGAAAUAUUUCCUUUUAAAGGGAAAAAGGCUAACUUAUACAAAGUCAACAAAACCAAUUGAAAAACCGAGACGACAUUUGUUUAAAAAGAAAGGAUUAUUGCUUUUAGAAGAACGCCGAAGAAGGAUCAACUCUAUUUUUAGCUCGCCACAGCACCAAGAAAAAAUGAGCAAAGUUUUACAUUUAAUAAAUAGAAAACUAUUAGUGCAAAAAUUAUUUUCAUCUCUUAUUAAAGAUUAAAAACUCGUUUUGCUAAGGUGGAUCAACUCAAAGUUGGCGCAAAUACAUUAAAACAAAAGACACCGGCACAGACGUAACAAAAUCUUCUCGGAUAGAAAAGCAUAUUGCAAGCGAUAAUACCAGUGUUUAGUUAAUAUGUAAUUAUUUCACGACACAAAAAAAAAUUAAAGAAAAAUACGGAAAGUAUAAUGAUUUUAUUAAAA